Molecule: messenger RNA, 8653 nt
Organism: Hippocampus comes (tiger tail seahorse)
Lineage: Eukaryota; Metazoa; Chordata; Actinopteri; Syngnathiformes; Syngnathidae
Gene: ank1a
Product: ankyrin 1, erythrocytic a
Exons: 44
Coding region: 596-6499 (1967 amino acids)
Biological process (GO): signal transduction
Molecular function (GO): protein binding
Source: RefSeq, a predicted model, not a curated record
ACAAAUGAUUGUGCGGCUGUCACUAAACAUACAGGAGAUGCAGAGAUGGGCGUGACAUGUCGGGGAGACAGGACAAGAGAAAGGAGGGAUAAAGUGGAGGUGCCAGUGCAACUAAAUCUUGAAUGGUGGAGAGUAUGUGAGGUAGAGAGCAGAGCAGAGCCUGGAGCAUGAGGAUGGAGGAUGGCAAGGUUAGGCCUCAAAGGUGCAAAGCUGGACAGAACUCUCUUUGGGCAAAACAGAAACAUUUACCAUCAAGGAUGUACAGUAGGUAGGAGAUUCUUGCUGAGAGUUUGGGGCGCCCAUUGGUUUUUGGUUGCUAGUAAAAUGUGUGUCUUUAGAUACAGGCAACAUUCCUGUAGAGAUAAAAACCCCGGGCCCCCUCACCCCACCCUCCCCCUGUCUCUCCACCCACCAAGCCGGAUCCAGCUUACUGAAGUGUGUGCGCCUGUGUGGGUGUGUAUGCCCGUGUUUACGUCGGACGGGGCUCGGCGUGCCUUGCGUGGUGGCGCUUGCAAGGCGCAAUUGGAAAGACAUCUUUCAAUUUGGGAGAAACAGAACGUAAAAAAAAAAAAAAGGCAGUGGAGCGCCAACAGGCAUGCCAAUCAAGAGCAUCACUUUCGGAGCAGAUGCUGGCAACAGUUUUCUCCGUGCGGCCCGUUCUGGCAACCUGGACAAGGCUCUGGAACACAUCAAAAAUGGCAUUGAUAUCAAUACCGCCAAUCAGAAUGGGCUCAAUGGGCUUCAUCUGGCCUCAAAAGAAGGCCAUGUCAAAAUGGUGCUGGAGUUACUUCACAAUGGAAUUGCACUGGAGACGACAACAAAGAAAGGAAACACGGCCCUGCACAUUGCUGCCCUGGCGGGACAGGAGCAGGUGGUCACAGAGCUGGUUAACUACGGUGCCAAUGUCAAUGCUCAGUCGCAGAAGGGUUUCACUCCACUCUACAUGGCUGCACAAGAAAACCAUCUAGAGGUUGUGAAGUUUCUUCUGGAGAACGGGGCUAAUCAGAGCGUUCCAACUGAGGAUGGAUUCACUCCUCUGGCUGUGGCUCUACAACAGGGCCAUGAAAAUAUUGUAGCGCUGCUCAUCAACUACGGCACCAAGGGGAAGGUCCGCCUCCCUGCGCUGCACAUUGCAGCACGCAAUGACGAUACACGCACGGCUGCAGUGCUUCUGCAGAAUGACCCAAACCCUGAUGUGCUCAGCAAGACUGGAUUCACACCCCUCCACAUUGCUGCACAUUAUGAAAACUUGAACGUUGCCCAACUUCUUCUCAACAGAGGAGCCAAUGUUAAUUUCACCCCAAAGAACGGCAUUACACCUCUGCACAUCGCAUCCAGACGGGGGAAUGUGAUCAUGGUCCGACUCCUCCUGGAUAGAGGGGCACAAAUAGAUGCCAAGACCAAGGAUGAGCUCACUCCUCUGCACUGUGCAGCUAGAAAUGGUCACGUCAGAAUAAUAGAAAUUCUGCUUGACAAUGGGGCCCCCAUCCAGGCCAAGACCAAGAAUGGCCUUUCUCCAAUCCACAUGUCAGCACAAGGGGACCAUGCAGACUGCGUCAAGCAGCUUCUGCAGUACAACGCAGACAUUGAUGACAUCACGUUGGACCACCUAACACCUCUACAUGUGGCCGCACACUGUGGACACCACCGAAUGGCAAAAGUUCUGCUUGACAAGGGGGCCAAACCCAACUCUCGGGCACUGAACGGCUUUACUCCUUUGCAUAUUGCUUGUAAAAAGAACCACAUGCGCGUGAUGGAUCUUCUGCUCAAACACGCAGCAUCAUUAGAGGCUGUGACUGAGUCUGGCUUGACGCCCUUGCAUGUGGCAUCUUUCAUGGGCCACCUCAACAUUGCCAAGAUCCUUCUGCAGAAAGGAGCUUCGCCCAGUGCUUCUAAUGUGAAAGUCGAAACCCCCCUCCAUAUGGCUUCUCGGGCAGGACACGUUGAGGUGGCAGAGUUUUUACUACAGAAUGCAGCACCAGUGGAUGCCAAAGCCAAGGAUGACCAAACACCCCUGCAUUGUGCGUCUCGAAUGGGCCACAAGGAGAUUGUGAAACUGCUUUUAGAGCACAAAGCCAAACCAAACUCCACAACCACAGCAGGACACACGCCUCUUCACAUCGCAGCCCGGGAGGGUCACGUGCAAACUGUGCGUAUCCUGCUGGACAUGGAAGCACAGCAAACGAAGAUGACUAAGAAAGGGUUUACUCCGCUUCAUGUGGCUUCCAAGUACGGCAAGGUAGAUGUGGCUGAGCUGUUGCUGGAAAGGGGAGCGAACCCUAAUGCCGCCGGGAAGAAUGGUCUGACUCCACUGCACGUCGCUGUGCAUCACAACAACCUGGAUGUUGUCAACCUGCUUGUCAGCAAGGGGGGUUCACCACACAGUGCAGCCAGGAACGGCUACACCGCCUUGCAUAUCGCAGCCAAGCAGAAUCAAAUGGAGGUGGCUAACAGCCUGUUGCAGUAUGGAGCUUCAGCCAAUGCUGAGUCUCUACAGGGAGUCACACCUCUCCACCUGGCCUCGCAGGAAGGAAGGCCCGACAUGGUCUCUCUGCUCAUCUCCAAACAGGCUAAUGUCAACCUUGGCAACAAGAGUGGACUGACACCACUCCAUCUUGUGGCACAGGAGGGACAUGUUGGCAUUGCUGACAUUUUAGUGAAGCAAGGAGCCUCGGUUCAAGCGGCGACGCGGAUGGGUUACACACCUCUCCAUGUCGCAUGUCACUAUGGCAACAUCAAAAUGGUGAAGUUCCUGCUGCAGCAUCAGGCCAAUGUCAACAGCAAAACACGGCUUGGCUACACUCCCCUGCACCAGGCCGCCCAGCAAGGACACACAGACAUUGUCACGCUGCUGCUGAAGCAUGGAGCUCAGCCUAACGAGACAACAACGAAUGGGACGUCAGCACUCGCGAUUGCCAAGAGGCUGGGCUACAUCUCUGUGAUUGACGUGUUAAAGCUUGUGACUGAGGAGACCGUUUCCAUGACAAUCACGGAAAAACACCGCAUGAGUUUCCCAGAAACGGUGGACGAGAUACUGGAUGUGUCCGAGGAUGAAGGCCUUGCGCAGCUUACAUUAGGAGAGGAGCUCCUGGGGACAGAAGGGGCCAGGUACAUGAAGAUGGAUGACAUGAAAGACCAUGAUGACGAUUUCCUCUCCCCCAAGAAAUCACUGGAGUACGAGAGAGGGCUGGGCACAGCAAAUUACUCACCAGCCAUUCCCAGGAUUCCCCGCGUUUCACCCGAGACUGUGAUCCUGAAAGAACACGAGCUCGAUCAGCACACUCCACUUCCACUGCCAAAAGAGUAUGAUGAAGACUCUCUGAUUCCCAGCAGCCCAGCAACUGAAACAUCCGACAAUGUCAGCCCAGUCGCCAGUCCCAUACACACAGGGUUUCUGGUCAGUUUUAUGGUGGAUGCCCGAGGCGGCUCAAUGCGAGGCAGUAGGCACAAUGGUCUGCGGGUCAUUAUUCCCCCAAAGACCUGUGCGGCUCCCACCCGCAUCACCUGUCGCCUGGUGAAGCCGCAGAAGCUCACAAGUCCACCUCCGCUUGUGGAGGGAGAGGGCCUGGCCAGCAGAAUCAUCUCCCUCGGCCCAGCCGGCAUGCAGUUUCUGGGGCCGGUGAUUGUGGAGAUCCCUCACUUUGCGGCUCUGGGUCGUGGCGACCGCGAGCUUGUGGUGCUGAGGAGUGAGAAUGGAUCUGUAUGGAAGGAACACCGCAAUCGCUAUGGUGACGAGGUUCUUGAAACCAUUCUCAAUGGGAUGGACGAAGACUUGGAAAGUCAGGAGGAACUUGGGAAGAAGCGAAUUCGCCGCAUCAUCUCAACUGAUUUCCCGCUUUAUUUUGCCGUUGUGUCGCGGGUCCAGCAAGAGAGCGACCUGAUUGGGCCUGAGGGGGGUUCCUUGACGAGCAAACUGGUGCCGCUGGUCCAGGCCACAUUUCCCGAGACGGCGGUCACCAAGCGAGUCCGUCUGGGACUGCAGGCUCAGCCCGUUCCAGAUGAGUUGGUUGCUAAGCUGCUUGGUAACCAAGCCAACUUUAGCCCCGUGGUGACGGUGGAGCCUCGGCGGCGAAAAUUCCACCGACCCAUCGGCCUCCGCAUCCCCCUGCCUCCGUCCUGGCGGGAGAGCCCCCGAGACUCCGGGGAGGGGGAUACCACCAGUCUGCGCCUGCUUUGCUCUGUCAUAGGUGGGACAGCUGCAGCCCAAUGGGAGGACAUCACUGGCACCACUAAGCUUAUCUACGCAAACGAAUGUGCCAGUUUUACAACCAAUGUAUCUGCACGGUUCUGGCUGGCGGACUGUCCUCGUACAGCAGAGUCUGUCUCCUUUGCCAACCUUCUCUACAAAGAGCUGUCAGCCGUACCUUACAUGGCAAAGUUUGUGGUUUUCGCCAAGAUGAACGAGUUACGCGAAGGUCGCCUGCGCUGUUACUGCAUGACAGACGAUAAGAUGGAUAAAACCCUGGAACAGCAUGAGAACUUCACCGAGGUGGCCCGCAGCAGGGACAUUGAGGUGAUGGAGGGAAUGCCGCUUCACCUGGAGUGUUCCGGCAAUCUCGUACCAGUGCGGAAGGCCACCCAGCAGCCUCGCUGCUUCAGCUUCCAGGCCUUCAGAGAUAACAGACUUCCUGUCUCUGUUAAGGUGAGAGACAGCAGCAAAGAGCACACUGGUUUCCUGUCUUUCCUUCGCAAGACCACCAAGUAUGAAGACAGUCAACAUGUGUUGUGUAACCUCAACAUUACCAUGCCUCCAUGUGUCAAGAUUAUUGGAAGUGAAGACCGGAGACGAACUUUGACCCCGCUGGCUCUAAGAGAAAGAUACAGUGCACUGAACGAACCCGCCAUGGCAUCAAUGAGCGCCAUGGAGAGGACUGAACUAAAGAUGGCCGUGAUCGCGGAACAGUUAGGACUGAGCUGGGCCGAGUUGGCUCGUGAGCUUCAGCUGAGUGUGGAUGACAUCAAUAAGAUCCGCGUGGAGAACCCCAACUCCCUGCUGGAGCAGAGUUCCGCGCUACUCAACUUGUGGGCAACUCGUGAGGGCAAGAGAGCCAAAAUGGAGACCUUGUAUGCAGCCCUGAAGAGUAUCGACCGCAUGGACAUCGUCACCAUGCUUGAGGGCCAACCAGCACAGCCUCCCCGACAAGGCUCUCGUGAACUCGGCAGACGACAUCAUGAGAGGGAGCACCUCUCUCCUGCCAUGACCAAUGGUUAUGGGCUGGCGCAGGAUGAGCUUCUGUCACCGGCCUCCAUGCAGUACAACCUGCCCUCGCCUCUGGGUGCUGAGCCCUACUGGCAGGAGGUCUCCAGCCUGAACUGCGCGCCCAUCGCCACCACAGAGGAGGACACCCUCAUGGAGAUGUCAGACGUGCAGGUGUGGCCCUCCGGCAACUCCCCCUCCCUAGUGCCUGUGGAGGAUUCCUCGUUAGAGUGCAGUAAUGCCGACGACUCAGAGGGCCUGCUCGGGUUGCCCUAUGGAAGUCUGGGUCGGCCUGCCAGUCGGGCUAGCGCCGCCAGCGGAGGGGGCGUCGUGCUGAGCGGCUCGAUCGAACUGCCCGAGGACGAUUCGGAGACGGGUGUUGACUCGCUUAGCACCGCCACGCCGGCCUCGCUUGGCGGUACCAUCGCUGGUAUCAAUCUUAACGGACUGAACAAUGGGCAGGGGUCAGAGGCGAGUUCGGAGAUGUCGGCCGUCACCAGUACAACUGGUGGCAAUGGAGGAGGACGAGGAGGAGGAGGGACUCAGAGUUCAGAGGAAGGGCUUUCUCUUGUUGCAGGACAGCAAAGGUUGUAUGCCCGACUCAGUGAGUCACCCGGUCUCACCUGUGUUGCGGAUCGUAAUGGUGACAGGUCAUCUAAUGGAGGAAAUGGAAGUGGAAGCAGCUCAUUCAUUUCCUACCUCCAGGAACAGACAGGCCCAGGGUGGAUCCCAGUCGCAGACCCGCAGACCUGGGUGGCCAACCAGCCAAAAUCUCGGCAAGUCAUUGACACCAUGAUAUCGUCUUGCUGCAACGCCAUGGACGGAGACCAGUCCCAUUUGUCCCAGGAGGCUUUGCUGCAGCCUGUGAGGGACAUGGGACACUCGGAGAUUUUACGCGGGCACUUCCGGGGUACCCAGUCGUUUGAGAAGGGUUUGGGCUUCCCCCACAGGGCCCCAGAGCUGAGGGCCUGGGAUGACGUGCGCUUCAAAGGACAGGGGGAUGAAAUGGAAGAUCUUCCCGGGGAACAGGUCAGCGAGGAACAGUUUAUGGACGAGCAUGGAAACAUGAUCACUAAAAAGAUUGUGCGAAAGGUCGUGCGCAGAGGAAAGGGCGAGGAUGCCGUUCAGGACGUGAGCGUGGACGGCUCUCUGCAGGACGCCAACGAGCUGGAGGUGGACGCCGAGCAGUUCAUGAGUUACGCCAUCCUGGGCCGGGAAAGCAGCAAGCCCGAUACUGUGGAUACUGUGAAGAAAGGUGCUCAGAUAGUGAAAUGUGCCAGCCUGCGGAGAGUUAAGCAGUGAGGCAGUCUGAGCGCUGCUUUCCCGCAGAGUUCUCUGCAGGAGUUGAGCCCAUCCCCAAAAACCUCCUACAUGGACACAUGACCAGCAGCAGAUGACACAAACUGAAGAACACCCACAAACAAGCAAACAAACAAAAAAAAAAAAAAAUGGCAAAGGAAACGAAUGGCAACAAGUCACUGCUUUCGCACAUACUGGAAGGGUAAUCGUAGUUUUUAACAACAAUUUUUUAUUAUUAAAAAAAACAACAACAUGAGGACAAACUACUCAAGUAGAAGCAUGAUUUCCUAUAAAACAAAACGGACACAAAAGUAGCACCCCAAACAUGCUUCCUGUUGUCUGUCAGCAUGAGCGACUGCUGCCGCAUGGCCUGUGUUUAAAUACAAAUACCGAUGGUGGAUGGGGAAGGGGGGAGGGGGGGGCGACUGGGUCGAUUCGGCUAUGUGGAUACAGGCAUGCAAUAUGGGGUAUUGUACGUGUAAUCCAAUCGGGAAACAUUGAUCUAACUUUUCACAAAAUGGGAGCAAUAACAGCUACAGACGUCGAGGUGACCUAUGACCUCUCCUCCAACAAAAAGCAGAAAUUGGAAGCUUAGCAGUGCUACAACCAUCAACUAAGGAUGUGUGUCUUGUACAUAUUACGGUAUGCACUUAACUGCGGUGUUGCAUUGUUGUUUAACAUCUUCCUGAUGCUGCUACGGUAUUCCUCCCUUUUCUUCCCCCUCUCAAUCUGAACCUAUACUCUCUUAUGAUAUUAUAUCGACUGUAUCUUGUGUGUGGACAGCAACAUACAAAUGUGAUCUGCCGUUUUUCCAUGCUCUCCAUGUGUUUUUUUUUCCCCUCUGGCUUGACACACAGAGGGUCCAUUUACUGUUACAGUGUGUAGUGUGCUUGGGGGUGAAGGAGGCCGUGUGCGAACCUUCGCGCCAUUAAAACACUGUAAAUGGCAGUUAACCUGGAGGAGUUACGUCACAAUUUUCUUACACUCGUGAGGUUUGUGUUCAUCCGUAGAAGGCAAAAUGCAACUUAUGCAUUCUUCUAAACCAUGUAGCGUUACAGUACUGCCCACCUCCAGAAUCCAUGAUGGUCUCCAAAGUCACCCCCCCACCCCCCCUCCAUCCAUGAGGGAAAAAGGAUGUCACGUAUUUUGCUGAGGGUCGUCUACGUGUUGAGCUCUCAUGUUUGUCUCCUUGGCUUUGCGUGGACAUAUUGCAGAGCCGGCCAGCAAUCACUGUGAAGAGAGACUGAGCCACAACUGUGAGCCCACCCUCGCUCAAGCGUGUUUAGUUUUCAUUGUGUCUCAUGCUGAGGAAGCAAUAAGCGCACUAAUAAAAGAACACGGAGAGAGGAUUCCGGGGGUCGCAGUCGGGUUUUCAGUCUGUGGGUCGCAGCUUUACUCCAUUCAGAAAUGAUGUCAGCACAUUAGAAUUGCACAUUUUGAUCACUUUGCCUCUUUGAGAAACUAUUAUUUUAAAUCGUUUAAAGAGGUCAUUUAUUUGAGAUCACGGUCCUGAUUACGGAAAAUGUCCUCAUGCUGAUCGUUUGUCAGCAAAGUGCUUUGCACCAACUGUUUUGUUGGUCACCGUCAAAGCUAAUUCCCAAGUUGAAUGAUCGAUUUACCUCGGUAAAUGUACCAUUUCACAUCAUUUAAUUACAGUAAGCCUUUUCUUCUUUGGGUUGUGUUGACUACCUGUUCUUAGUCUCACAAAAAGUUGCAAUAAACAUGGAUCUAUGAUGUGUUUGUUUUUUUAGCAGCCACAGAUGAAUGUAAAGUCUUGGUAAUACUGUAAAUGUUAUGUGUUGAUGCAGUGACUAUGCUAAUAGUAGAUGAGACGUAUACUGUACGCUCUGUAUUUGCUGUCGAUCAUCAUCCUCAUUGCAAACAAAUGUUACACUAAUUUCAAUGAAGCCACCAACUUUUUUUUUGUUUUGUUUUUUGUUUUUACAUCCAACCAUCAUUCACAGUAUUUUUUCUAUUCGAUGCAUUUCACUACACCAAUGAGGUCAAGAGAACGCGUGUAAUGCUGUACUUUCCCUUAUGUUUUGCUCAGAAGGGCUUUGUUUUUGAAGCAGGGGCUGUUACUGAUGUCAGGGUUGGGGUUGGGGAUCUAUUAAAGACAUUAGAUGGGUGCAAAUAAAAAAAUCUCGAUGGCUCCAA